AUGGGCGCAUCCGACUCCAAACUCUCCUUCAAGCAGGGCAUCUUCCGCCUGUCUGAGCCCAAGCAGAUCCCCGCCGACGACGCCUACUGGACUGGUUUCUGGGAGCUGCCCGAGUCGACGGAAGAUGUCUUUUCGCUCUUCUCCCCCGCGGACAUUCGCCGCACGCGCGACAUCAACCUAGCCAACCUCGAGACGCUCAUCCUCGCCGUCACCUCGCGCCUCAUUGUCCUGCGCAACCACCCCUCGUUCCCCGACCCCGACCUGGCCCCGGAGCGCGAUGCCCUCAACUGCAUCCGCGUCCUCACGCGCCUGCUGCCCUUUCUGUACGAGGCCGACCAUCUGGACACGUGGGAGGACCAGUUCUUCUGGGCCACCCGGCGCAAGCGCAGCCGCCGCGGCCAGCUAGUGCGCACCGAGGUGCUCUUCGACGAAGCCGACCCCGAGCAGCCGCCCACGGAGAAGGAGCCCGAGUUUGAAAAGGCCAAGCCGCUCGCCGAGGAGAUUAUCGACACCCUCAUCGACCUGCUCUUCUUCUCCGAAUUCACCCUGCCCAAGGUCCCCGCCGGCAAGAACAAGGUCACGUAUGCCAUCUGGCAGAGCGGCGUGGGCUGCAACACGCCCGUCGCAUCCACCAAGGAGUUUGAGAGCAACAGGACUGAGAUUCUGCGCCUGCUCCUCACUCUGGCAAGCAAGUCCAUGUACAUGUCGGCUGGCGUGCUACCGGUAAAGGGUGUAAAGGCCAUCACAUACAUAGCUACGUGUCCGGACAAGCAGGUUGUCUUGUCGGUCCUGUGCUCGCUUCUCAACACGACGCUCAAGUACAACCCCGCAACCUGGCGCGUGCCGUACGAUCAUGUGGUGUUCAAAGAUCAGCGGCAGAUUCUCGUCACAUACUGUCUACAGCUGCUUUUGGUGCUUGUCCUGUACCCCAUUCCAGAGCCUGGUAAUGGCCCAGCACCCAAGAAUUUCUUCCGUCAUUUUCUAGGUCGUCUGCACCGUCCACAGGAUUUCCAGUUCCUCGUUGACGGCAUGACAAGGAUCCUAAACCAGCCGCUCCAAGCAAACACGUCCUACCUCCCUGGCAGCCACAAAUCGCUAACCUGGGCCCCGGAGAUGAUCAUGCUUUUCUGGGAAGCGCUGCAGUGCAACAAGCGUUUCCGCUCCUUCAUCAUCGACACGGACCGGGCCCACGAUUUUGUCGUCUUGGUGCUAUACUAUGCGAUUGAUCAGCGCAAUGAUCCGUCCAAGCAGGGUCUUGUGCGCAUGUGCAUUUUUGUACUCCAGACACUCAGUGUUGAGCCGCAGUUCGGCAAGAGCCUCAACAAGACGUUUGAAGGCCAAGAAUCCCUUCCAGCCAGCAUUCGCAUCCCCAACUUCCACGGCACGUAUGCCGACUAUGUCAUCACGUCCAUCUACACACUACUCACCACGGGCAAAGGCAAACUCGAUGCGAUCUAUCCAGCUCUACUUGCGAUACUCAACAACAUCGCUGCUUAUGUUCAGAACCUUGGGCGCGCAACCAGCUCAAAACUGCUGCAACUCUUUGCUUCCAUGUCGGCACCUAGCUUCUUGCUUGCGAAUGAAAACAACCACACACUGCUGCACUCGUUGUUAGAGGUCAUGAAUGCCAUGAUCGAGCAUCAAUAUCAGCACAACCCAAACCUCGUGUACGCCAUUGUACGUUCGCGAAAGCGGUUCCAAGCAUUGAGACACUUUACUCUUGAAAGUGGCCAAGAAGAGCUUGAGCGUCAGAAUCAGCAACGCAAGGAGGACGGAGAGGACCUUACACGCACAAAUUCCAUUGACAGUCUGAGGAGUCCGACGGCCGCACGGACACCUACGCUGGGUAAUGUGCCAGAAGAAGAUGGGGCUUUUGCCAUUGGCGACGAUGACGAUGAUUCGGACGAAGAGGCAGACGACUUGCGGACUCCGGAUGCAACCAGAUCACGGACACACUCACCGUCAGGAGCCUCGAGGAGUGCAUCGAUAGCGUCGUCGAUAGAUGAGUCGGUGCCGCUUCAACUGAGGGGUAUGUCUGAAAAGGCACGAGGCAAGCGGCCAGUGGGCCAGCCAGCCUUUUCGCGGCAAAACAGCGUGACGAGCUUGCACAGCAUAGCGGGUCCAGCGUUGGCGUCGAAUGAGUUCUUCACGCCGUCUGUACCAUGGUUGGAAGGGUGGCUUUCGGAGUUGCCGUUGCACACGAUUCUCAUGCUGAUAUCAGAGCUUGGGCCGAAGCUGCCGGCUUCGGGCGACUCAAACGACACGGCAGCAGCGCUGAAGAUGAUUGGCGAGACGGAAGUACGAGGCAUCGAGCCGUCGCCAAUCAGGGUACACCUGUUUGAGUGGUCGCCGCUAUCGCUUGGCUGGUAUGAGUCUCUGCUAUGGGGUUUCAUUUUUGCGGCCGAGAUGCUGGUGGCCAAGGGGACUGCCGGGGUUUGGAACAACACUAGCAUACGGCUGUUCAAGGUUCAAGAAGCGGCCGUGACGACUCCCUCGCUACUACAACCUAGAGGGGCCGUGGACGCGGUAGGUAGCAAUCUGGUGCAGCGAAUCGGGUCGCUCAACCUGCGUGGGGUUGCAGGCCAGGCCGCGCAACGCUCCCCGUCAAGCGGCGGGACUGCCGGAACCCCGACGAUUCGCGACGUAUAGCGGCAUGUCAGAGCUUGGCGUUGUUCAGCCACGAGAAGCGAGGGUGAAGGUGUAAAGGCGCGACGACGACUAGUGUAGGUUAGGCUAGCAUUAGAGGUAGAUAGUAUGCAAGGAAGGAUGGACGUUGUGAACGAGUGGGUGGGUGGCCCUGUCAUGGCGGAGGGUUGUGGGAAUGUGAUUGGAGAGGGAGGCUGUUUAACGUUUGCCCAUAUUACCCCGUUUCGGUAGCGAUAAC
Molecule: messenger RNA, 2884 nt
Organism: Exserohilum turcica Et28A
Lineage: Eukaryota; Fungi; Ascomycota; Dothideomycetes; Pleosporales; Pleosporaceae
Exons: 8
Coding region: 1-2649 (882 amino acids)
Cellular component (GO): membrane; Golgi medial cisterna; Golgi trans cisterna
Source: RefSeq, a predicted model, not a curated record